UAAAGCUAAGAACGGCUCCAAAACAAAAACCACUAUUUCUUCCCGUCUUCUGCGAAGAGCCCGAACAAAGAGGAGUGACCAACGAUUUUAAGCCUGAGCGUAACUCGCCGCCACUACCCUCUACGCGGUCUGACUCUGAUUCAACUCGGCGGAGUUGUGGAUCAUUCUUCUGUUUCCCACUCUCUGAUCGCCGAUAUUGAUCACGGGUUCCUGAAGAGUACCAGGAUUAAUCGAUUAACUUCGUGUUUACGGACUGAAAGACGGUUCUUUGGAUUGGAAUUUUGAAAUUUAGGGUUUGGGGGAUAUUUCGAUGCUUCAGAAUCACUAUUUCCGGGUUUGAAGGGAUUUGUGAACGAUGCUGGAUUUUCGGGAAGGUUGGUUAGCGUCAGGGUUACUCUCUGUGUUUCGGGACAGAUUUCAUGUUUGCAGUUCGGGUUUCUAGGGUUGUGGUUGGGUUCUAUUUGUUGGUAUAGAACAUGGAAGACGAUUCUGAUCUUCAGGAAGGGGAGGCAAUCUCUUCUAUCUGUCAAGGCUUUGAUCCUUUGGAUGAUCUCGCUUACUUGGAUGAGAGGAUAGAGAAUACUCUUGGCCAUUUGCAGAAAGCUUUUGAAGGAGGGGUGCUAUCUGCAGAACUGUUGGGUCAAAAGUAUGGUGGCUAUGGAACAUUUUUGUCCAGUUGUGAAGAUUCACUGCCUGCACCAUUGCUUCGAGGCACUCCUCAAAGGAGUCCUGAUGUACAACGACACCCUAGCAGUUUGCCCGGGAAGAAUGCAGUUAGGAACUUAGGAUCUCUGCGAUCUGCAUCAUGUAACCUAAAAAGUAAUCAGGAUGAACAAAACAAGCGAGAUUCAGACUCCCCUUCAAUUCAGACUUCUGGGAAAGUGUCCAUGAAGAAAGGAAACACGAUAAUGAGAGCCAAUUAUGUGUCUGAUCACAAGCCUAUCAGGGUCCGGAUCAAAAUGGGUUCUGAAAUCUUGUCCCAGAAAGUUGCAGUGGUGCAUAGAGGCCUUGGUCUAGAUGAUUCUCCAAAUUUACUGGUUAACUUGCCACCAGUAAAAACACAUGAUAAUAGCUGCAGAGUACCACCGUAUUUAUCUCUAGAUACACCUAAUGAAUCUCCUUCUAGAAUUCUUCGGGAAAUGACAUCAGCUCCUGUCUCAGAGGGUCAACUGAUGUCUCCACUUCCUCAUACUCUGCUUCAUGCAAAGGAAAAGCUUAAACAAGAAACUGUUGUAGACAAUGAACCUGUGGUUGAGAUUGAAAAAGAACUUCCUGUUCUGCCAUCGAAGAAGUUUUGUGAUGCAUUUGGUAGUGGGAAAACUCUGAAUGGAAGCAAAAAAAGCGGGAUAAGCUCUAUUGAUGCUACUAUUUGCAAGGAAAGUCCAUCACUUGCAGAGACAAAGAAACAAAAAAAGUUUGCCGUUGGUCAGAGAACUAGGAAGAAUACGAACUGUGGUUUAGAUAGGUUAAAUUUUAGUAAUGAUCCUUCAACAUUUGAAAGUAUGCUGCAGAAGGAUAUUAAUAAGGAUGGAGAAAGUGACCCAGAAGUCGCACCCAAGAAAUCAAAUGAAGCGAAGCUUUCUUGUGGAAGGUUAGAGAAUCCUUAUCUGGUCAGCUCGGAGAAGUUAACAAAGGCACCAAAAUCAAAAGCAAGUGUCUGCAAUAAUAGAUUUGGUGCUGAACUUGUAUCUGGGACGCCCUUUAAGGGUGUUGAACAUAUUGGACCUAUUGGUCAGAAUGAUACGGAUAUUGGGCUUGGUUCUGAGGCUGCCCCUCCUCCAACCAGUCUUGAACUUGAUAGCUGGGUUCAGUGUGAUAGAUGUGAGACAUGGCGCUUACUACCAUCUGGAAUAAAACCUGAGCAAUUGCCUGAUAAGUGGACAUGUAGCAUGCAAAUUUGGCUGCCUAAUAUGAACCGCUGUGGGCUAAGCCAGGAAGAGACUGCAAAUGCUGUUAUAUCAUUACUCCGAAUUUCUGGUUCUCAGACUCAUAAUUUGGAGAAUGGUGUUAUCAACCUUGUCUCCGAUGCUGGUCGAGUUGAUCGAAGCCAUCAACCUCUCACCUCAGGUUUGUUAUGUAAUAGAAUAACGAAGAAAACCAGAAGGAAAGACUUAUCUAAAGGAGGUCUAGGCAAUACCCAGAUUGAGGCAGUGAGCACUAUGGGAAGUAACUUACAGGUUUCUGUUCAAAUAAACACUGCAGGGAACCACAGUGCUGUACAGAGAUCCAAAGUUCAUGACCUUGGUAUUGCCUGUCAGGCACGUUUCAAGAGGAAGAAGGAGAAUCACCAACAGGAAAAUGACAAUUCCAAGAAAACCAAGGAUGCUGAUGCAAACAAACUCUCAAAGAAGGAUAAAUCAAAAGAAAACCCUGGGAAAUUAAAUCUGGUAAAGAGUAUGGCUGAGAAGAGCACAAAACCAUCUGACAAUGGUUUUCCCAUGGUGGAUAUGGAGCGAGACACAGAAAAGAAAGUACGUGCAUCUCAAAAGAAACUUGACCAUCAAUCUAAACCCGCAACUGGUGAUAACUUCUUGGCUGCAAAAGCUUUUGAUAAAACCAUUGAUCCUGUAACGAGGGAAAAAUUGAUGGAAUAUAAGUGCAAUUACAAUGGCAAUCACUCAGAAUUGUUGGGAGAGGGAGAGAACAAUGUGUCUCCAAACCAGAAAUAUAAAACAUCGGAGGUUUCAAUUGCAGAUCACAAGGAAAUGAAAACACGCCAAAAGGAUGGAAUGCAUCUGGCUGAUGGCUUUCGAGAAUAUGGAAGGGUACCUGUUUCUCGGAUAGCAAAUUUAAGCUCUUCAAAGGUUUUAGGAUCGCAUAAAAGUGGGAGUGCUUAUGCAGAAGAAGUAAAAGCAUUGCCAGUGGAAUCGAUUUCCUCAUCUCGUACAAGAUCUUCUUGCCUGAAAGAUCUUGCAUCAGGUGGAGAUAAUAUAUCUCAAAAUGGUCAAAAUACACACUACAGUGAUGCUGGGGAUAGAACUAUUAACCGAAGAACAUAUCUGGAAGGUGAUUGUGAGUUUGAGUCAGUAACUCAACCCAGAAACGAUAAACAAUCAGAUCUCGAAAUAUGUGGUCAGAACUCAAAGUUUGGUGGCCUAUAUCGCACAAAUAGAAAUGCCAAAUCCAGGCAGGAUCAAUUACAGGAUUAUCUUUCUGAAAGCAGAGCUGAUCCUCUACAGUCACCUGUAUCUCAGGACAAUGUCCUCAAAAGUAGAUCUGCAACAACGAAAGUCAGUGCCUUAACUCGUGGGACUAUGGAUAGCUCCUGUCAGGUUGCAAAUGAUGUCCUUAAAGAGGCCAAUAAGCUUAGAAAGCUUGCUGACUGUUUGAAGAGCUCUGGCUUUGAGUGUGAGCAUAAGGAGGCCAGCUUCAAAGCAUCCCUGAAGUUUCUCUAUGGAGCUUCUCUUCUGGAAAUGUGCAGUGGCGAGAACGUUUUGAAUGAGACAAUGAAUCAUGUUGAAGCUUAUAGUACUGCUGCUAAACUUUCUGAGAGCUGUGCUCUUGAAUAUGAAUCAAACCAGGAAAUGGCUGCAGCUGCUUUGGCCUAUAAAUGCACGGAAGUGUCAUGCAUGAGGAUAAUAUAUGGUAGAAGUCUUGGUGCAAGUAGGGACUGGAAUUCACUUCAAAAAGUGCUGCAGACGGCUCCUAAAGGUGAAUCGCCAUGUUCUUCUGCAUCAGAUAUCGAUAAUUUUAAUCAUCAAGGAGUGGUGAAUAAAUCUUGCUUUUCUACGGGAGGUCUUCCUCGUAUUGCUGGAAACCAUCACAAUGUAGCUAGAAGCCAGCAAAAUUUUGUUCAGCUACUGGACUUUGCAGAAGUCAUGAAUUUGGCGAUGGAAGCUUCCACAAAAUCCCGAAAUGCUUUUAGAGCUGCCACCGUCACUUUAAAGGAGUCAGAGUUUAGAGACUGUGUUUCUUCCAUCAAGACAGUAGUCAACUUCAGCUUCCACAACGUGGAAGUGCUUAUACGCCAGGUUGAACUGGCAUUAGAUGGUCUAAGUCGUUCGAAUUUUGCUGGUGUAAGAUAUUGACUCCAGUAUGUCUGCAUAGGCUCGAGAUCUAUAAUCUCGCUGCUCUGGUUAAAGGAAAAGAAGAGCAGAAUACAGGAGGUGGUGACCUAGAUUUUCUUUGUCUUCCCUGUACAUCCAUAGAAAUAGAUCUAUCUGUUGGCAAAUUUUGUGACUUCUUUUUCUGAGUCUUGUCACCCUUGAUCAUACUAGGAAAGGAAUACUAUGGGGAGAGAGGGACAUUAUACAUUGGGUCUUAGUUGGCGGUAGCCCAUCAUUCUUUUAUUUUUCUUCAAACAGAAUAUUUAUAUUAUAGAAGUAGGAUGCUUUAGGCGGUCAUUAAGAUGUUUGAUAAAGAUAAAUUGGUGAUGAAACAAUUUGCUCCUGGCCCUCUAAAUCUUGGUUCAGUAUUGUUGAGACUAUAUGUUGGAAUGGAAAAUUGCAUUCUUUGAGGGGGAGUCCCUGACUC
This is a messenger RNA of Tarenaya hassleriana, 4473 nucleotides long. RefSeq lists its product as uncharacterized. Gene Ontology annotation, molecular function: zinc ion binding. NCBI's taxonomy places the organism in Eukaryota, Viridiplantae, Streptophyta, Magnoliopsida, Brassicales, Cleomaceae. The coding region runs from base 477 to 4028 and encodes 1183 amino acids. The record is from RefSeq and is a predicted model, not a curated record. The transcript has 11 exons.